AUUGCUUGGAUGAAGAUGAGAAUGAACCUGUGACUUUUCCAAUACAUUCUCUCCUUCUAACGUGGGAGUAGGGUAAUCGUGGUUCAUUUCCCAUUGACAAAAAUACAAAAUAUCUCAAUUGGCAGACAAAUUCUAAAAUAUCUGCUGGCUCAUGGAAUUAUGGGGCGGUUUCCAUCCAACAAUUUGACUGAGAACCGUGUUGAAUGUUGAAUUCCAAGUCCUCCAAUGAAUGACGAAUCCACAGAGACCUUGACUCUUCUUUCUUUAUCCCUACCCUACCACACCCUACUCCAAUCGGCAACAACCAGCCUCUGCCUCUGCGUAUGGCGUCUGUGGAGAAGCUCACAGCUGUGUCCAAAUUCAUCUUCUUGGUGGCGGUGGUGCUGCUGCAAUGGGGAGCCAGCCAUGCCCAACAACCUUACGUUAACAACAAGCAGCUGGCCUGCGACGACCAAAGUAAUAAUAACAUCACCAAAGGAUUUUACUGCAACGGCCCCAAAUCAUGCGCCUCCUAUAUCACCUUCCGCUCCGACCCUACAUACAACACUGCCGUCAACAUAGGCUUCCUCCUCGGGGCCGACGCCACGCAGAUCGUCUCCCUCAACAACUUCUCCUCCGACUUGGCCACCAUCCCCUCCGACACGCUGGUGCUUGUCCCCGUCAACUGCUCCUGCUCCGGCAACUACUACCAGCACAACGCCUCCCACAUCAUUAGGUAUGACAACGAAACUUAUUUCAUCAUCUCCAACAACACUUACCAGGGUCUCACCACUUGCCAAGCCAUGAUGGCUCAGAACUCCUAUAACUUCCGGAAACUCCAGGUAAACAAUACCCUGCUCGUUCCCCUCCGAUGUGCAUGUCCGACUUCUCGCCAGAGCGCUGACGGUUUCAAGUACUUGAUCUCCUAUAUGGUCACCUGGGGAGAUUCCAUUUCUGCAAUUGCUGCGAAAUUUGGCGCUGAUGAGAAAAGCGUAUUGGAUGCCAACGAGCUCAGUGCUAGUGAUAUUAUAUUUCCAUUCACGCCCAUCCUCGUUCCCCUUACCGCAGAACCCAAAAUCAUUGAAUCGCAGCACACCUCCCCUCCCCCCGCUCCGCCUCCUCCCCCACAGACACCCACCGGAGUUGGAGAAUCCAAAUCUUCCAAAAAAUGGGUGAUCGUGGGUGUCGCCGCAGCGGCCAGCUCGGUCCUCCUCCUCAGUCUCUUUGGGUUUCUAUUUUGCUUCAACAGACGUCGUUCUCGGAAACCGAAACCACUCCUCGAACCCGGGCCGCCGCAGCCUCCACUCCCGAAAUUCUCAGAUUCAUCAGAUUACCCUCUUUCUAUAUCUUCUCAAGGGAUUCGACAUGAAAUUGAAUCCUUGACCCUUUACAAAUUCGAGGACAUCCAAGCUGCCACCGGAAAUUUCUAUGAAUCAAAUAGGAUCAAGGGAUCUGUUUACCGGGCUUCUUUCAAGGAUGAUGAUGCUGCUGUUAAGGUGAUGAAAGGGGAUGUAUCAACAGAGAUCAAUCUACUCAAGAGAAUCAAUCACACCAACAUUAUCCGCCUCUCCGGAUUCUGCCUCCAUGAAGGCAGCUCCUACCUUGUAUACCAGUAUGCAGAGAACGGCUCUGUAAGCGAUUGGCUUCAAUCAAACAAGAAUCAAGCUUCCAAUACCCUGUCGUGGCAGCAGAGAGUUAGGAUUGCAUAUGAUAUAUCUGAUGCACUCAAUUACCUCCAUAACUACACAAGCCCUCCCUACAUCCACAAGAACUUGAAAACCAGCAACAUUCUCCUGGACGGAAACUUCAGAGCCAAGAUAGCCAAUUUCGGAUUAGCUCGAACCUUGGAGAAUGCUAAUGAUGGUGGACUGCAACUCACCAGACAUGUAGUUGGGACUCAAGGAUAUCUGGCUCCAGAGUACAUUGAAAAUGGUGUGAUUACACCAAAGUUGGAUGUUUUUGCAUUUGGGGUCGUGAUGUUAGAGCUUCUGUCCGGACGGGAAGCAGCAGGUGCUGAGAGGAACCGUGAGGGGGAGGUGCUGUCUGCCUCUAUAAAAAGGGUGCUUGAAGGGGAUAAUGUAAGAGGGAAGCUUGAAGGAUUCAUGGACCCUGCUCUCCAGCAUGAAUACCCACUGGAGCUGGCCUUCUCCAUGGCACAACUGGCUAAAAACUGUGUUGAUCAUGACCUGAAUGCUCGCCCCUCCACCGCUGAUGUUUCAAAUACACUUUCCAAGAUUCUCUCAUCUUCCUUGGACUGGGAUCCCUCUGAUGAGCUUGAUAGUUCCACGUCUAUGAGCAGCACCAGGUAAAUCACUUGGUUUAAUUUAUCACUUGGAUGGAGGUUAAGCCCCAAAUGGGAAACAAUAAGAAAAUAAGAGAAAUUUUGCUCUGUAAUAUAUUCUUCAGAAUUUCCCCCUGUGAUGACUUCUUCCAUUCAAAGUACUUUGAUGCAUAAGGAUAAGAUAGCAAUCUUUCUCCAGUUGAAGUGUAAUUUCAAUACAAUAAAAAUUUAGUGAUGUCUUGUUGAGCUAAGUGAUAGAAAUUACAAUGGCCAGUAUUGCACACGUUUUGGGAGAGUAUAUGAUAUAAUCUACAGGAGUACAGAAUCAGAAAAAUGGAUUGAACAACUUCGGGAGGGUAAGAGUCAAGAUGCCAGCCUUUUAAGAACUUUCCAAUAUCUUGCACUAGAAGGGUUUGUAUGGAUUGCUCGACCAACCCAUUGCAGUGGGCUCUGACAACAUUCAACUCUAGAUGAAGAAUCAGGCCCGGCUUCCAACUGUCUUGCAAGCAAAUGCAUUUGAAAGAAAAGUUCUGCAUGCCUCAUUUCUAGUGGAAAAACAUAAAACACAUUAGAACUA
Rubroshorea leprosula is the source of this 2837-nucleotide messenger RNA. The record is from the annotation of a GenBank genome assembly. Lineage: Eukaryota; Viridiplantae; Streptophyta; Magnoliopsida; Malvales; Dipterocarpaceae.